CUCGUGGAGUCAUCUCGCGGGCGCGGCGUCGACCGGAGUGGACUGGAAACGGCAAUCAUCAAUCCUCGUCCUCUCCUCGCCUAUGCUAGACCUACAUUCAAAGGUCCAUUCGAUACCGAUCCCGAAACGCACAGGCGGGAGCUGGCUCCAGUCUUUGCGGGCUGCACUUUGGGUCAUCUGUUUUAAUGCGAGUCUGCUCCUCGUUUGCAUGACUCAGAUCCUGGUCGUGCCCUUCCGCUAUCUGCCUAUCCCUGGAGCCAGGGAGUUCUACGAAGAUAUAAUAACUCUCACAAAGGCGUCAGGGGGCGUCCUCUUUGUCCAUCUAACGCACUUCUUCGCCCCAACGACCUUUGUGAUAACACACGAGGGAAAUGAGGAAAAUGAAUCGUUAUUCGAGUGCGAUGAAGCCACUGGUGAGAUUGUCGGCCUGAAGGCACCGCCCAGAGUAGUCCUCAUGGCGAAUCAUCAAAUAUAUGCGGAUUGGAUGUACUUGUGGUGUCUGAUGUACCUCAUGCGUACACACAGCGAAAUUACUAUCAUCCUUAAGAAGUCCUUAAAGCAUAUCCCCGUACUUGGAUGGGUUAUGCAAUUUUUCCGCUUCAUCUUCUUAGCUCGUUCGUGGUCUGCAGACCGAUUAUACCUGGGGAAGAAGCUUGUAUCGUUGGCUCGUCGUGUGCAGCAUGUCGGCGGGAGGUUUGUGCUCUUCAUUUUCCCAGAGGGGACACUUGUCAGUCCCGACACACGGCCCGCGAGCGCGAAGUACGCAGAAAAGAUAGGGGUUCCUGACUUAGAACAUACCCUUCUCCCUCGCUCAACUGGCCUGCUAUUUUGUCUACGAACUCUUGGACCAGCGAUCCACAAUCUCCGUGUCAUGGAUGUAACCGUUGGUUAUCCAGGAAUCCCCCUUCAUGGUUAUGGGCAAGAUCACUAUACACUACGUUCGAUAUUCCUGAACGGCAUACCACCACCUCAAGUUCACAUACACAUCCGUUAUUACAAGAUCGAGGACAUCCCGAUUGGGGAGGUAAGCACAAAGGAUAGUGUUGGACGAGCUGAGGCAUCCGUUGAAGAGGCGACACGUUUCGAUGCUUGGCUUCGAGAGAGAUGGGUAGAGAAAGAUAGACUGAUGGACACCUUUUAUCGUGAGGGCGCAUUCAGACAGGAAGCUGGCCAGACAUGGACGCCCCCAGUCAAGGUUCCGAUCAGGGUGCGCCACCCAUUCGAGCACUUACAGGCAUAUGGAUUCUUUAUCCCAGUGAUGGCUUGGCAUGCUUGGAAGAUAUUGGGGUUUGGCAUUCACAAACUUGUAUAUACUUAGCUGGAUUCCCUCUGGUCUGGAGAAGGACGCAGGGAUCUGCCCUUCCUUUCGUUGCGUUCACCGCUGUAGAUAUUUUCUGCUGGGAUGUUGAAGGGUCGCAAUAUUGGAGGCAUUCAGGCACGUCAAAGGUCACUGUAUUGUGGAUGUGCCCUCCAUUUAUAGUGAAGAAUGGGCCUGUCUAUUUGCUUCCAAGCGGUUGACCAUGUGCAGGG
Cantharellus anzutake is the source of this 1530-nucleotide messenger RNA. RefSeq names its product acyltransferase-domain-containing protein. Gene Ontology annotation, cellular component: endomembrane system. Gene Ontology annotation, molecular function: acyltransferase activity. The transcript has 6 exons. The coding region runs from base 83 to 1318 and encodes 411 amino acids. The record is from RefSeq and is a predicted model, not a curated record. Lineage: Eukaryota; Fungi; Basidiomycota; Agaricomycetes; Cantharellales; Hydnaceae.